AUGGUUAUUUGCUAUCGAAAGCCAAUAAUAAUGAAUGAUAGAAAUCUGGAAAAUGUAGAAUGGUGCCAAAGUCCAUAUAAAGUCCAAAAAAUUAAAAAAUCUAUUAUGCAAUAUAGUAGCUCUGAUGCCUUCAGCAAUCUGCAUCAGUACUUUUUCAGUGUGACAGAAUCCAUGGAAGGUAUCAACGUGGUAGUCUCCAUCAGCGUCCAGUCUAACCAGAUGCCACUUUUUGAAGUAUACCACUCUUCUGUUCUCCACAAGGCAUGGAAUCCAAUGCAUUUUAAAUUGACACGUCCUCUCUAUGGAGAGUUUAUUAGGUCCAACUGGAAUUACACAGGAUACUUCCACCUGGACUGUGGUACCUAUGUGGUGGUCCCCACAAAUGACAGAGGAUUGAACUUUUACCUUCGAAUAUUUCUGAAACAUCAGAAUACCAACAGGGAUCUACUUGGAAACUUCAAAUUGAAGAUUUUUAAGGAGAAUCUUCUACAAGACCAGAAUUAUGAGAGCAUUUUCAACAGAUAUGUGCAACAGGGUACAGAUAUUGAUGCCUCACAGCUACAAAGCCUUCUCAACAAAGAACUCCUUAAAAAUAACUCUUCUGAAUCCCUAGGAAGAAACUUCACCUUUGAUGAGUGCCGAAGUAUUGUGGCUCUGAUGGACGUUGAGGUCAAUGGACAUCUUGACCUAGAAGAAUUUGAGCAGCUAUGGAAGAAACUUCUUCAAUAUCAGGACAUUUUCCGGAAAGUAGAGAAGAAUGGCUCUGGAUACCUCAUGGGUUCAGAUUUGAUGAAAGUGAUAAAAGAAUCAGGACUAUUCAUAGGUCCUGCCAUUAAUGAUGAGCUGCUAAACCUCAUGGCCAUUAGGUUUGGAGAUGGAGCUGGAAAAAUAUAUUUUGCAGACAUGAUUUGUUUCCUCAUUCGACUUCAAAUCAAGUCAAGGGAUUUUCAUAUACUCUCAAAGGAUGGGAAAGGACUCUACUUGACUGAAACUGAGUGGAUCAAGCUCACCAUGUAUUGCUGAGAUGUUGAUCAAGCCUUACAGAGAAGAUACAAAGUUGACUUAGACUUCUUUCCAAAAAUAUGCAUCCUUUUGUUCACCUUCUCCCCAAUGAUUAUAGGAUUCCUUCUCAGGGAGCAACAGCAAACUAGCUGCCCAAGUCCACACAGUAAUCAUGUGGUUGGCUGGACCGCCACAAUGAGGAACCAAAGCUGCAGAUCUAGAACAAUAAUAAUAUACCCCAUGAAAUAUGACAAAUUAUUUUAAAGUGAUUUGUUAACUAUUAUAAAUAGUUGGGAUUGAAAUUUUAGGGGUAUAUGAGUAAUAUAUCAAUCAAAGGAAAGGAAAUCUUUUCUUUUGCUCAUUUUCUGUCCGCCCCCUGCCACCUUCUAGACAAUCUCAGAAACUUUGCUGAUCUGCCAACCAUCUUCAUCUCUGGAAAUUCUGCCCUAGUGUUCCUAAUAGUCUGAGUGAGGAUUAUCUCUCCUAGCCCAGUAUUUUAAGAAAGCUUCAACCAUGCUUCACUUCACUGCCUUCUCUCCAAUCAUAUUCUCAACAGUAUCACCAAGCACUUUGUAGCCCUGGUACCCUUUCCAAUCUAUCACCUUUAGUCUGGAACCAUGAUUAAAUCAUCUCUGCUUUUACUGCUAGAGAGAUAUAAAAAUCUAUUCCAUUAUGUCUCCACCUGACAUCCCAGUAUAUUUCCUGAACAAAAUGUCUCUCCUUAGUUACCACAGCCCUAUGUGUGUUGAUUACAUAUUAAAACGUAAACUUGAGAAAAGGAACUGUUUUGUGAAUUUGCAUUCCUAGUACCUAGCAUACUGCAUUACUUAAUAAAAGCUACAUCACUGCA
This is a messenger RNA of Antechinus flavipes (yellow-footed antechinus), 1852 nucleotides long. RefSeq names its product calpain-13-like. The record is from RefSeq and is a predicted model, not a curated record. Lineage: Eukaryota; Metazoa; Chordata; Mammalia; Dasyuromorphia; Dasyuridae. Bases 1 to 1023 code for a protein of 340 amino acids. The transcript is spliced from 12 exons. Gene Ontology annotation, molecular function: calcium ion binding.